CCGUAGUCCGUAAAUACUUGGGGUGACAGGCUCCCUCUGGAAAGACCUUUCGUCUGUCUGUCCAGCAGCAAUAGGCCUUCUGUGCUAGGGACACCUGUUACCAACAUGCCUGUUUCCUGGCAUAAGGAACUUUGUGACUGUAAAGAGAGAACUGCAGAUACUUGUAUCUGUAAUGAACGCGGUGAUGUCCUGGGAGAGGAGCGGGUGCGUUGAGGGCUGAGGGGAAAGAGAUUUCUUUCCAGAGCCACCGCUGGAGCGAAACUCGGGUGUCAUCCCAGCCUGGAAGCACCGAAUGAAUUAUAACCGAACUGUCACCCGGGGACGGCGCUUAGUUGUUAAAUGUUGAUAAGCCAGGCUCUCUUGGUAGAGCUCUUCUCUAUAUCCACCCCCUAAUCCAGGUCUCAGUUACUAAGAUUUCCUUGGCAAAAUGGUAAUGGUCAUUUUACCCUUUACUAAAUACUAUCAUAAUAACUUUGGCUUUGUAAGAACUUCAUUUAUUCAUCUUGUUAAGUUCAUGACCUUCUUUGGUUGCUUUUGUUUUCCUAUUAGCUGUCGCUGGCUGAGUUAUUUUUUCAGUUACAGGUGACUCUACCUGAAUUUUCCAACUGCAGAAUGUGGUACCUUUAAAGGUAAAUGAAAACUAAGGUUGGCAAUGAUGAGUAAACUGGAAUUAAAGGAAAGCAAGAUGCUGGAGGUUCGGUUUGUGGGAGAUGAUGACGUUCUUAAUCACAUUCUUGAUAGAGAAGGAGGAGCUAAAUUGAAAAAGGAGCGACCUCAACUUUUGGUCAACACAAAAAAAAUGCUAAAGAAGCCAGAAUAUGAUUUGGAGGAAGAUGGCCAGGAAGUCUUAAAAGAUAAGAACUAUGUGGAAGUUUUAGGACGAGAUGUUCAAGAAUCUUUGAAAAAUGGUUCUGCUGCCGUUGGUGGGAAUAAAGUUUAUUCUUUUCAGAAUAGAAAACACCCUGAAAAGAUGGCUAAAUUAGCUUCAGAACUAGCAAAAACACCAAGAAAAAAUGCAUCAUUCAGUUCGAAGAAUGAUCCUGAAAGUAUGAUAAACAUUCCUCAAUGUAGCAAGGGGCAUUCGACUUCAGAUGAAGUUCUGUUGAAGUCCAAUGAUAAAAGUGAAUUUCUGUCAACAGCACCUUGUGGUCUAAGGAAAAGAUUUAUAGUCCCAAGGUCUCAUUCUGACAGCGAAAGUGAAUAUUCCACUUCCAACUCAGAGGAUGAUGAAGAGGUUGCACAAGAAUAUGAUGAGGACACUAAUACAGUCAUAUUGAACCCAAAGAUUCAAGCUCAGAAUAGAGUAAUUUCAACUCCUGUUUGCAAAGAAACGCCUUCUAAGAAAAUGAAAAGAGAUAAAACAAGUGACUUAGUAGAAGAAUAUUUUGAAGCUCACAGCAGUUCAAAAGUUUUAACGUCUGAUAGAACACUGCAGAAACUAAAGAGAGCUAAACUGGAUCAGCAAACUUUGCAUAACUUAUUGAGCAAGGUUUCUCCUUCCUUUUCUGCUGAACUUAAACAACUAAAUCAACAACAUGAACAAUUAUUUCAUAAAUGGAUGCUACAGUUACACCUGGGGUUCAACAUUGUGCUUUAUGGUUUGGGUUCUAAGAGAGAUUUACUAGAAAGAUUUCGAGCCACCAUGCUGCAAGAUUCCAUUCAUGUUGUCAUCAAUGGUUUCUUUCCUGGAAUCAGUGUGAAAUCUAUCCUGAAUUCUAUAACAGAAGAAGUCCUCAAUCAUAUGGGUACUUUCCGCAAUAUACUGGAUCAGCUAGACUGGAUAACAAACAAAUUUAAAGAAGAUUCUUCUUUAGAACUCUUCCUUCUUAUCCACAAUUUGGAUAGCCAGAUGUUGAGAGGAGACAAAAGCCAGCAAAUUAUUGCACAAUUGUCAUCUUUACGUAACAUAUACCUUAUAGCAUCUAUUGAUCACCUCAAUGCUCCGCUCAUGUGGGAUCAUGUAAAGCAGAGUCUUUAUAACUGGCUCUGGUAUGAAACCACUACAUAUAGUCCAUAUACUGAAGAAACCUCCUAUGAGAAUUCUCUUCUGGUUAAACAGUCUGGAUCACUACCACUUAGUUCCCUAACUCACGUCUUACGAAGCCUUACCCCUAAUGCAAGGGGGAUUUUCAGGCUACUAAUAAAGUAUCAGCUGGAUAACCAGGAUAACCCUUCUUAUAUAGGACUUUCUUUUCAAGAUUUUUACCAGCAGUGUCGGGAGGCAUUCCUUGUCAAUAGUGAUCUGACACUUCGGGCCCAGUUAACUGAAUUUAGGGACCACAAGCUUAUAAAAACUAAGAAGGGAACUGAUGGAGUGGAAUAUUUAUUCAUUCCUAUCGACACUGGAACAUUGACCGAGUUCCUGGAAAAGGAAGAAGAGGAGUCUUGAAGCUGUCCUUGAUCCUGAGUAUCCUGUGGAAAGGUGGUUGUACUCCAGCUGCCACUCCUCCAGUCUAAAGUGGUGUGUUUAUUUCCAACAUCAGACUCUUUUUCCAUUGUACAAGAUUUAAAAUUGGGAGGGGGAAUGUCAUGAAUUAACCUCGAUUAGCCUGGCUAAUUAAUUACCAUCUCUAGUACUGUGCUGUUCAGUGGUUCUCAGGUUGGAGAAAAUGUGCCUUCCAUUCAUUACCUCUCUGGAGAUUCUUGCUGGAAUGAACAGUGUGCUCAGGGACUGUGUGGAACUAGAUGUUUUUUAAUUCUUUUAUACUAGAGGUGAUAUUACUCCUGAUUUUUUGAGGGCCUUUUAACACUCCAGGAGCUGAUUGUUUGCAAAUGUGCUUGUUCCAGAGUGUACAAAGACAAUGGCAUCACAUAAGUCUGCUUUAUUUGUUGUUCUGUGUGUCAGAACUGGUAAGUGAAACAAAGAAGGCUUACUGUUUCUGAAAUUGCUUAACAAAAGGUGUUAAAUUGGGGACAACUAGGUGAUCCAGCUUUUUCCUUUUGGAUAUAAGCUACAAAAGGGGGGGAGGGGUGGCGAGGGCAUGACACUAUUCAGUUGGGAUAGUGGGAAAAGUGUAAUAAGUAUAUAGGGUGUAUACCCAGCCUCGAAAGCACACGAAAAAUAAUGAAACGUGGUAUUCAGAAGUUAACAUUUGUGCCAUCACUUUCACAUACAAGUGAGAAGCCAGGCUAGAGAAAUACACUUCUGAACUACAUAUUAGUCAUUAUUUUCAAGACAACGGAAAAUAAAAACUUAAUUAUUCUUCUAUAUUGACAUUUUUUUUUUGUCUUGAAUAACAUGCAGGUGAGUAGCAUAUUAAUGGCUGGCUAACACACUGUGAGACAUUUCAUUUAUUUUCUUACAGUGACAAUUUCAAGCCUCCUAAAUAUUUACAUGGGCCUUUUCUCUUUCCUAAGAAAAAAGGCUAACUUUGGCCACUGUAGUCAGCUUACAGUUUUCACAUACUCCAUGAAAGGUUUCAUAAUUGGAAAUGAAUUUCAUUAAUAUGUCACUGUAAUAAAGUAUGUACCACAUCAGCAUUUUUUUACUCAUUUCUUUCACGAAAAUAUUUCCCCAAAUGCUCAGAAUUUUUUAAUCAUUUUUUUGUGGUAUAUAAUUAAUCAAUUUUAUAUUAAGUCCAUGAAUUAAGGGUUUAAAGACAAUUACUAAUUAAAAUAUUUAAGAAUUUGUACAUGAUUGAGUCUAAAAAAUUUUUUAAAUUAUACCAAAGGCUAAUCAAUGAAAAGCAGUUCCUUUUCUAUUCCUUGAUCCAGUCCCUUAGGCAACCAUUGGUAGUUUAAGUAAUCUUGCAGAGGUAGUGUAUGCACAUGGGCUGUAUUUUUUCCUUUUAAAAACAGAAAUGGUAGCAUAUGAUACUUACUGGUUUGCAUUUUAUUUUUUGCUUAACAUAUCUAGUUUAUAACAACACAGUAUAAAAAAAUAUACAAAAUCUUUUAUGACCUAAUGUGAAAACUUUACAUUUGCCCUUAAAUAUCUACUAGUUUAUUUUUAUAAUUUUUGUGCCUAUACUAUUUGCAAGGAGUAUGUCAAUAGUCUUUACUACUAAUAAAAAGUCAAUUUGGAUGGAA
Messenger RNA from Miniopterus natalensis, 4029 nucleotides. It is a transcript of the gene ORC2, whose product is annotated as origin recognition complex subunit 2. Gene Ontology annotation, cellular component: nucleus; nuclear origin of replication recognition complex. The record is from RefSeq and is a predicted model, not a curated record. NCBI's taxonomy places the organism in Eukaryota, Metazoa, Chordata, Mammalia, Chiroptera, Miniopteridae. Gene Ontology annotation, molecular function: DNA replication origin binding. Gene Ontology annotation, biological process: DNA replication.